AUGCAGCCGCUCGCCUGUCCAUCGCCUCCCCCUCAAAUCAUUCGUACUUACCGAAGUGUCCAGCAGUAUUAUCUUGUGGCCGUAUUUUUAUGCUUUAUAUUGUCUUACACCCUAACCGUUUUUUCUUUCCCAUUUAUUCUAUUUGCAAUGUCUCAGCGCCUGGGCAACGACGCUUCCAAGUCGGAAGCUAUUGAGAACGUUCUCAGAGCGCGACGGUAUCUUGAUGAUGCCCUUCGAGAUCUCGAGGGUCAUCCUAUGUCCACAGCGUUCCAAUCUAGAUCACAUGAAACUGCUGUAGGUGUACACUCAGAUGCUAAUGUAAAUCAAGAGCUACAAACACAGAUGCCGACAACUACCGAUGGUCCCGCAGAGGAGCUACAGGCUUCAGUGUCGCCUUCGCAAAAGUCUGCCUUCACUUCACGUAUUAUCCUAACCACCUACCCAAAACAAAUUGGCAUCGACCCCAUACCUUUGGACUGGGGCAACGGCGACGGUGUUUCCCGUGGCCCUAUUGUUGUCUCAAGGGCAUCAUCGACAGUGAGGAGACGCAAUGCGAUUGGAGCCUACGGCGGAUCCUACUCUAUUUAUUACGCUCUCGCUGUUGCCAGCAAGGAACUGGAUGCCGACCACCGACCUGAUUUCACAAACACAGAGCCUGCCGUUACUAUUGGGCCGUUCCCUCAAUGGAGCGACCCAAAGAAAAUCGUCGCCAUGGACCCUUGGGGCCACCUUGCGCCAUGGCUGUUCAAAUCCCAAAUGAGUCAAGAGAACCUGGAUUUAAGACCUACGAUUGCCGUUACGAAAGCCCACAUGAAGCUCCCUGAGUUGGCUGAGAGUGUAAAAUCUGGCAGGCUUGUCCCCGAUGGCAAGGUGUGCCUGAAUGAAUCCGGAGAAUUGGCAGUAACAAAGUUUGCUGUAGAGCCGGUUUGGUAUUUACCUGGCGUGGCAGAGAGAUUUGGCAUCGAUGAAGGGACUCUACGACGGUCUUUAUUUGAACACACCGGUGGAAGCUACCCCGAGCUUAUAACCCGCGGUGACAUCAAAGUCUUUUUGCCACCCAUUGGCGGACUGACUGUUUACUGCUUUGGGGAUCCCGCAAAGAUGUCUGAUGAGUCUGUUAGGCUUUCUUUGAGAAUUCAUGACGAGUGCAACGGUAGUGAUGUCUUCGGCUCUGACAUCUGCACUUGCCGCCCAUAUCUCAUUUUCGGUAUCGAAGAAGCGGUAAGAGAGGCUCAGAAUGGGGGCAGUGGCGUUGUGAUAUACUUCAGAAAAGAAGGCCGAGCCCUCGGUGAGGUGACCAAAUACUUGGUAUACAAUGCUCGGAAACGCGGUCAGGAUAAAGCAUCCGAUUACUUCAUGCGCACCGAAAACAUUGCCGGUGUAAAAGACAUGCGCUUCCAGGCCUUGAUGCCAGACAUUUUGCACUGGUUGGGCAUCAAAAAGAUCGACCGCAUGUUGAGCAUGAGCAAUAUGAAAUACGACGCAAUCGUUGGCCAAGGAAUACCCAUUAAAGAGCGAGUCGAGCUUCCAGACGAGCUUAUACCUGCAGAUUCGCGCGUCGAAAUCGAUGCCAAGAUCACCGCUGGGUACUUUACGGCCGGAAAGCGCCUUACCGCAGAGGAGCUUCAAACAGUUCAAGGCCGUAUUUGGGAAGACAUCGAUCAUUGA
Messenger RNA from [Torrubiella] hemipterigena, 1668 nucleotides. The record is from the annotation of a GenBank genome assembly. Lineage: Eukaryota; Fungi; Ascomycota; Sordariomycetes; Hypocreales; Clavicipitaceae.